AUGUCCGAACCUUCUGAACAUGAAAUCAUGGAACCUCAACAACAAAAAUUAGAAAAUAAAAAAAAUAAACAAAGUAAAGAUGAUCACCAAGAGAGUAUAACCAUCAUGACUUAUAAUAUUCUUGCUCAAUCACUUUGUCGACGCGAUCUUUAUCCCGAAAGCGGUGAUGCACUCAAAUGGAAAAAUCGACGACCACAAUUAAUUAAAGAAAUAUUACAUUAUCAUCCUGAUGUGGCAUGCUUUCAAGAAAUGGAUUACGAUAAUUACAAUAGCACUUUUAAACCUGAAUUUGAAAAAGUUGGAUAUGAAACAUUUUUUUAUAAAAGUAUUGGAAAUGAUAAAAAAAGACAUGGUUGUUGUAUAAUUUGGAAGAUUAUUAAAUUUAAAAAAUUAAAACAUCUUACAUUAGAAUUUGAUCAGAUUGGGGUACCCACAAUGCCAACUAAUUGUAUAGGUGUCAUCGUUUCUCUUGAAUUUAAUCAAAAUUUUUUCAAUAAUGAUAAACCUAAUCCUUCAAAAUCAGGAAUAGUAAUAGGUACAACUCAUCUAUAUUGGAGACCUCAAUGCAUGUAUGAACGUACUAGGCAGUGUCUAUUAUUAUUCGAAAAUUUAAUAAAAAUUAAUGAAGAAUUUGGAUUUGUUGCAUUUAUGGUUGGAGAUUUCAAUUCGUCACCUAUAGAUCCAGCAUAUAAAUUAAUGAUAGGAAAAGAUCCAUUGACUAAAGAAGAAAUUAAGAAUUUAAAGGAUUCAAUGAAACAUUAUAAAAGUGAUCGAACAUUGUUGAAUACUACCGAUAAUCCAUCAUCAUCAUCGUCAAUGGUACCAUCUUUGACAACAGCUUCAAUCGAAUCAUCAAAAACUGGUGAUUUAAUUAAACCACCCCUAAAUACACUAAUAUCUUCACCAUCACCUACACUUCUUGAUUUACUUUUAAAAUUCUCUGAAUUUCCUCAAUGCAUAUCACUUUACUCAAAAUAUUAUUCUUUAAUAGAUCCCGAGAAUGUGAAACACAACGAACCUAAAUUUACAAAUUAUGGAAAAUUUUUCAGUGGGGCAUUAGAUUAUAUUUUUCACGUCAAUAAAUCUUCUCAUCGUAUUUCAACUAUAAUACGAGGAAAUUCUUUGAUUAAUGACUUGAGAUUGUUAAUAAAUAAUUCACGAUACAGCGAUUUGGAAAUUCAAUGUAACGAUGGAAUAAUUUUAUAUGGUUGUCGAGCAAUUCUCGCCGCUCGUUCGAAUGUUUUUAAUCAUUAUUUAUUUAAUAAUAAAAGAAAUACGGCAGGAUUCCGUAUGAUAUUUUCAGAGAUUGAUUCAAUUACCAUGAUAAUUAUUCUUGAAUUUAUGUAUACCGGAUCAAUUCAAAAAGAAUUCUUAAAGAUAGAAAAUUCUGUUGAUGUUUUUAAUGCGGCGGAAUUUUUUCAGUUGGUUGAACUUCAAAAUAUUAUAAUUCAAUAUUUACAAGAAUCUUUUCUAGAAAAUCUUUCGGAUAAUCUUUCACCUUAUUUAUUAUCAAAAACCAUUAGAAUAAUGUCCCCACCAAAUAAUGAACUUAUUGAUUUAUUAGUUAAAUAUGUUGUUAAAAUAUCUUUAGAUAAUAUACCUUAUGGUCAAUUAUCCCUUGAAGCUCUUAAUUGUUUAUUAUCAAGAAUAUCAAGAACAAUUGCAAUUGAUAAUUCAUUUACUUCCUUUUCGAAUAAUGGUUAUUCGAUUUUACGUUACGCAAUUUUAACUUCGGCGAGACUUAUUUCUCGAGAGGCUGAAAAUUUCUUUGAAAAUAGAUUACCUUCAUCAAAUCUAAUUCUUCAAGAUAAUUAUCAAAUUGAUUAUAGUAACGAUAAUAAUUUUUUAAUUGUUUCUUUAAGAAUAUCAGAAAUCAUCAAUCCUUUAUUUGAAUUUAUCGAUUUUUAUAAUUAUUCUCCAAUUACGUCGGAUAAUGAAGUAUUCAUAGUUGCGCCACCUAUUCCAUAUAACACGAAACCACAUGAACCAAGUAAUAUAAUUAUUCAUAAUUCUCAAAAUAAUGAACUUAAAUGGGAUGAAUUGAUGCUUGGACCUAAUUUAAUAAUUGAAGAUCAAGGUAGAAAAGUUAAUACCACAAUUGAAGUGGAAACGGCUCAAAGUACGAGAGUUAAAUAUUUAAUGACGAAUGGAAUUUAUGAAUGGGAUAUUAUUAUAGGAAAGAAAUCCAAAUUUGCUUGGAUCGGAGUUUGUUCGGAGGAUUAUAAUUUUCCUUACUUUUCUGGUAGUCAACCAAAUGCUUGGGUAUUAGGUUUAGAUGGUUAUUGUUAUCAUAAUAAUAAUCAAGGAAUCAAAAUUUUAAAUACAACCAUUAAAGCGGGAUCAAGAGUAACCGUACAACUUGAUAUGGAUAAAAGGAGAUGUUCAUUCAUAAUCAAUAAAAAAAUUUAUUUCAUGUCGGUAUGGGAAAAUCUUUCUUCGAAACUUUAUCCACUUGCAACUUUAAGGUAUCCCAGCAGUCUCAAAGUUCAACCUCCUAAAAAUGAAAAAAAAAAAUUAAUAAAUAAAUGA
Messenger RNA from Diversispora eburnea, 2529 nucleotides. The record is from the annotation of a GenBank genome assembly. NCBI's taxonomy places the organism in Eukaryota, Fungi, Glomeromycota, Glomeromycetes, Diversisporales, Diversisporaceae.